This is a messenger RNA of Lutzomyia longipalpis, 2425 nucleotides long. RefSeq names its product cellular tumor antigen p53 (gene p53). Gene Ontology annotation, cellular component: nucleus. Gene Ontology annotation, biological process: regulation of transcription by RNA polymerase II; apoptotic process. Gene Ontology annotation, molecular function: DNA-binding transcription factor activity, RNA polymerase II-specific; RNA polymerase II cis-regulatory region sequence-specific DNA binding. NCBI's taxonomy places the organism in Eukaryota, Metazoa, Arthropoda, Insecta, Diptera, Psychodidae. Bases 217 to 1449 code for a protein of 410 amino acids. The transcript has 8 exons. The record is from RefSeq and is a predicted model, not a curated record.
UUGCCGACGGAAUCGCCACCUGCCGGAUUCGCGCAGAAAGUGGUUAGAAGUAUUGGAUUGUUGGUGUUUUUUCAUGGACGCGAUUUUGCGGGCGAAAAUACGGAGAAUCUGCAACAGCUGCGUGCGAUCCUGCUAGCAUAAACUCAGGUACUCAAUCGGAUGCGCUGGAUCGAAAAGAAAUUCCGCAACUUCCACAACAGAUAGCCAGUUUUAGCGAUGGUGGACAACCAGUGGGAGGAAAAUAGGAAUACGACUUCACUGUGUGAUGUCAAUACGGAGGAUCUCCUUUUGGUUGGUGGUUUGAACAGCCAGGAGACAUUUCAUUGCAUUGAUAGCAUUUUGAGGGGAACUGAUAGUCAGGAAAUUGCCACAUUAUCCCAGAUUAUGGAUCAAAAUGAUGGGCAGCAUCUUCCUCUUAAUGCUGACUUGGCUGCUAUAGCCUACAACGAUGUGAAGCCUGAGCCAGAGCAUUGGGAUCAGUUCCCUACACUCAACGAUGUGUCCGGGGAUAGUGGCUUUGAGGUGUUCGUACCAACGUCAAAGAACAACUCCACUUCGACUUAUUCAGCGGAACUGAACAAAAUUUUCAUUAAGCCCAGUUCAUUGCUGAAGCUUGAUGUUCUUUACAAUACCAAGCUCUACGGGAAGAUGUUCCUGCGGACAAUGAUGGUCUACCCGGAUUGUCAGUACGAACCCGUUGUUCGCUGUAAUAAUCACAAAGUCCAAAAUGGCAAAGUUGAGACACCUGGACAGGAGUGUCAUGUUAUCAAGUGUCCGCAUGACAAUGUAACGUAUGUUGGUGCGGAAAAUGGUAAAAAGUUCCGCGAUCGUCUUGCAUUGAUCUUCCCGCUGACACCGCAGCAAAAAUGUGAGAAUAAUGAUAAAGUUUUGGCAUCUGUUGAUAUGCUGUUCGUGUGUCAGAAUUCCUGUCCAUCUGGCAUGAAUCGCAGGGCGACUGUUUUGUUCCUCACACUUGAGGAUGAACGAGGCAACAUGUAUGGUCAAAAGACCAUAAACUUGAAGAUUUGCACAGUGCCACGAAGGGAUAAGGAUAAAGAGGAAUCCCUUCCGGAGAAGAAGAAGCGCAAAUCUUCAACACCAUCAACCCCAUCGAGCAGCAAGAAGGUUUGCCGUACUGUUCCGGAGAGUGCAGCAGCAGCCUUCAAUGGGCAAGUAAAGAGUGAGCAUCACGACGUGGAGGAAACAUUGCCGACAAAUCAGGUUCAAUGUGAGAGAGUUUCCAGUGCAGAAUCUCUCACAUCUGGCAUUGCCUGCAAGAUUAUUAUGCCAGAUUGUGAAUCAAUGUGCAAUGUUCUUCAUUUUGCACGCAAUGAAUUAGCAGGGAAGAUGGUGGAUGAUCCCGAUAAUGCACCGCGUUACGGGAAGUUCAUGAAGAAUAUCAAGAAAUUGCAGCAAUCUCUUCCUCCGGGCAAUGAGCAUAAUAACUAAAACUGCCAUCUAUCAACAUAGAAACUUAAGAUAAAACUUUAAACUAUUUUUUUUUACAAAUGGGCACUACUGACAAUUUUUAUUUAUAUUAUAUGUAGUUAUUUUCAGCUACUGACAAGGUUCCCUUUAUUAUAACUACUUAAGCAUCUUUGUAAAGUACCUUCGUAUUGAAGGUACUUUUAUAAAUAGAUUGACAACAAGAACAAGAAAAUAAAUACAAAAGUAUUGCUAAUGAAUUAUAAAAGAAAAUCAUUAAAGAAUGAGCAAAAGUGACGGAAUGCGAAUGAAUUCAUUGAGAGAUUUAUUCUACAUUUACAUCAAAGUUUCUGUAUUAAAGUUAAAGAAUUAAUUAUUAUUACAAUAUUAUUUUAAAUUGUAAGACAAUCAGUAGUGCCCCCAACAUGAUGAUGAGCUGUGGAACGCAAUGUUUUUUUUGCAAAUAUUUUUCUUAUUUUUUGUCGUACAUUGUGAUUUAUCUAUUGAUAAGAUACAAUCAGAUGUACUUUUUUUUGUAAUUAGUUUUAAGUGAAGCAAAGUGAGGUUGUCGUUGGGAGUGAGAAAACAUUAUCUUCUCACUUUACUUAAUGAUUCUUUUGAUGAUGAUGAUGAUGAUUUGUGAAGACAUUUGGGUGGAAAAUCUCGUUGGAAGAAAAUAUUUUUCAUUCAAAAUUUUCAUUUUUGAUUGAAAAAAAUUCCAAAGAAGUACAAAAAAGAAUUUCUUUAAACUAAAAGGAAGUUCUCAGGAGAAUUAUUGUAAAAUAAUUUGUAAAAUAUCAAAAAGAAAUUCAAAGAGAAAUUGAAAAAAAAAGUCACAAAACAUUUCCAACAAGAAUAAAUGAGUGGAGAUAGAUGGAAUGCGGGAUUUUGGUGCCACCCAAUGUUUUUUGUGUUUAAAAUAAAGUUAUUUUAUUAAGUUUCAUAAAGACAUUAUUGCAAAAAAGUAUGAAAAGAAGAAAUAUAUCUUUAUACAUAACAA